Saccharomyces cerevisiae S288C is the source of this 2286-nucleotide messenger RNA. RefSeq names its product COPI-interacting protein CEX1 (gene CEX1). Gene Ontology annotation, cellular component: cytoplasm. The transcript has a single exon. The record is from RefSeq and is marked reviewed. Bases 1 to 2286 code for a protein of 761 amino acids. NCBI's taxonomy places the organism in Eukaryota, Fungi, Ascomycota, Saccharomycetes, Saccharomycetales, Saccharomycetaceae.
AUGAAUUUUUCCAGCAUUUUCAAAUCUAUUUCGAAUUUCCAGUUCCCAUACACCAUAGAGGAAACUGCAAUCACUGAAACCGCCCUUUGGCAAUGUUUCGAUGGUACAAGGAAGGCAGAUUCCUUGCCAGUAACAGUUUUUAAGGCAAAAAGAUCUCCAGAAAAUGAAUCUUUAAUUUUAAAUGCUGUACACAAGAGCAAAAUUUUGAAGAUUCCAGGACUUUGUACGGUGCUGGAGACAUUUGAUUCCGACCCCCAAUCCACAUUUAUUGUUACCGAACGAGUAGUUCCAUUUCCUUGGGAUAAUCUAGGCUCUUUAUCUCAAAACAAAUUUGGUGUUGAAUUAGGAAUAUCACAAUUAUUGGCAACUUUAGGAUUUUUAAAAAACUUUGUCCUUGGUACGCUUUCUAAAGAUUCUGUUUUUAUCAAUAUUAAGGGAGAGUGGGUACUAUUUGGGCUAGAACUUUGUUCAAGCAAAGAAGGAUUAAGUGCGUUUGAAUUUGCCAGUAGAGCGAGGUCAUAUUACAACAUAAUUGGCUCACAGUUGCCCUGUGAAGAUCCGAAUACAAUUGAUUCAAUGGGGUUAGGAUUGUUGAUAAAGAGCCUUAUGGCUCCUUCUUGUCUGCCCAAAGAUUGGAUUGUCAAUGUAAAUAUGAUUUCAGAUGGAAAGAUAACAAUCGAAAACUUCAGAAAAAGGCUAGAAAAUACAGAAACUUGGCGUUCUAAUCCUUUGAUAAACUUUUAUCAAGAAUUGAGGGAGUUGCAUAUAAAGGACCCACAGGGAAAAUUGGUUGUGAUGUCAAACUUGGAAAAUUUGUAUUUAGAGUCAAGAGAGAUUUUCCGUAAUUUAACGCCUGGAAUGAUAGAAAAUUUUAUUAUUCCAGAGCUUUGUGAAAUUAUAAAAUUAUUAAUGACACAAAGCAUCAGUAGUGCUGCCAGCCCUAUAGGCAUGAACUUCAACGCAUCACAUAAACUAGUACCAUUCUUAGCGAUUGUUUUAGACCUAACUUCUGAAACGAACACCUUUCCAGUUGGUUUCAACGACCUUAUCACCCAAAGUUUUAAACUGCCAGAUAGGCAAGUAAGAUUUCUUUUACUAAUAUACCUACCCAAAUUAAUAGGUCCAUUGAGCAAAUCAGAGAUCUCCAGUAGGAUAUAUCCACAUUUUAUCCAAGGUCUGACCGACUCUGAUGCCACUCUUAGAUUACAAACACUGAAGACAAUUCCAUGCAUUGUGUCAUGUUUAACAGAGAGACAACUGAAUAAUGAGCUACUGAGGUUUCUCGCAAAAACACAGGUUGAUUCUGACGUUGAAAUCCGAACAUGGACAGUCAUCAUAAUAAGUAAAAUCUCAACCAUAUUAUCAACGUCAGUUGGUAAUCGCUCGAAUAUUUUAGCUACGGCGUUCACAAAAUCUUUGAAAGAUCCUCAAGUAAAACCAAGAUUGGCUGCUCUUUAUGGGCUUGAGAAGUCGAUUGAGCUGUUUGAUGUGAACACAAUCGCCAACAAAAUUUUAACAGUCAUUGCCCCUGGUUUAUUAGAUAAAAGUCCCAUAGUAAGAGGCAGAGCCAAAAUCCUGUUCGAAGAAUAUCUGGAAAAAUUGGAAAAAGAAGCCCAACUUAUUCAAACAAACGAUAGUACUGCAGAUUCGGAAGAUGUGAAAGAUAUUGAUUUUGAGAAUUACGGUUGUGAUGAAGAGGAUAUGAAUAAAGAAGACAAUUUGUUAGCCGCACAAUUUUUAAAUAAUUUACGUUUAAAUUCUCCCUCAGCAACAACACCAAGUAACAUUACCGAGAGCGAAAUUGAUUCCGCCCAGGAUGGAAGUGGAUGGGACGACCUCAGCGAUACCGAUGGCUUUAUUACAAAUGGUACCACAGAAUCCUUCGAUGAAACAACAAACCCUGUAACAACCGCAAGCACCCCAAAAUUAUUCGGAAAACCUAUUAAAAUUAAUAAAAGUUGGAAUGAUGAGUUGAAUGAUGAUGGCUGGAUUCAAGAUGAAAGCGGCCCAUCAAAGGUGCCUCAAAAACACACAAGGCCACAAAAUUCAACGUUGGCAAAAUCCAUCGCUCCUAGCUCAAGGCUUUCUAUCAAGAAGAAGAAAACAACGAUCCUAGCACCAAGAAACAUUGCUAGUAACUCUACUGUUACCACCAAAUCGUCACUGUCCAAUAAAACUGCAAGAAGUAAGCCUAUAAGUAGUAUCCGCGGCUCGGUAACCAAGAAAGGAAAUGUUGACGGCUGGGAUGAUGAUGGGGAUUCAGACUCCUGGGAUACGAAUUGGUGA